GCAAGCUGCUUCUCUGGUUGGAACUCUUCCGCUCUUGGCGCAACCGCCCCGUGAGCUUUUCACCUGCUUUCAAGUGAUCGAGGAACGUGAGUGUGAACUUUAAGACUGCGGCAUAGCUCUUUUACGCAGAACAGUUGCUGACGAGUUUGAACUGGCUACCGGUCGUUCCUCCGAUCCAAAGAGCGUGGCCCAUAUCAACUUGUAAGCUAUCCACGUCUGGCAAGGCUCGCGCAAGGGUCAUAAACACCACGCAGGACUCAAGCACGGCCAGAAGCGAGAAGUGGCCUUCUUCAAACGCCGCGUACAACACCACUCUACUGGAGUAGUCCCCUGUACUGCACUGCAGAGAAGCCAUCAAGAUGCUACGCGCCAUUCUGCUCCUCCUGAUUGCUGUGUCCGUAGCACAAGCCCAGAUAGCCAGAACGUAUCGUUGGAGACCAAGACAAUGGAGUACUUGCAGUGGGUCGUGCGGUGGAAAGGGCUUUCAGCAGCGCCAGGUCGAAUGUAUUGAAAUGCUCACUGGAGAGCUGGUGGAGGCACGGUUCUGCCAAAGCCGCCGCGUGAUGAAGCCGGCCACAUCGCAGGCAUGCGGAUUUUUGGACUGCCCGGUGACCGUGACGUCACGGCCAGGCCCCUGCUCCAGGUCGUGUGGCAGUGGCAUUCUCCUCCCGGUGACCACGUGCAAGCAAGUGAUGGCCAACGGCACGGAGGUGACGCUGACGCAGACGCAGUGCGAUGCGCACGACUCCGGCGCCUUCUCCAACCUGGAGAUCUGCAACCCGCAGGCGUGCCCGCCCGAGUACGUCAUCUCCCCAUGGCAGCCGUGCUCUAAAACAUGCGGAACAGGUACCCAGCGCCGUAAGGUCGCAUGUCAGGUGGUACGCAAUGGACGCGAACGCAAGCUAUCACUGCACCGCUGUCGUCACCAUUACAAGAAGAGAGAGCCAACAGUGAGGAAGUGCAUCAAUGAACACCCGUGCCCUGACAACUUCUACUGGAAAUCGCAAGACUGGUCGCCGUGUCUGGUGACUUGCCAGCAGCAUCGCAAGGUACGCUGCUUCUCCGACAAGGACAACGCAUACGUUGAAGAGACACUCUGCCAGCACUUCAACCGACCCGUUGAACUGCAGCGCUGUAUCAACUCCGGCAUCUACGCCUGGCGUGUGGACAAGUGGGGAGAGUGCUCUAAGACGUGUGGCGGCGGGUAUCGCAUGCGUCAGGUGUACUGCGUCAACGCGUUCAACAACCAGCCGGCCCGCAGCUGCCCGCUAUGCUUGAAGCCCAAGGACAGCAUAGCGUGUUCUCAGCUCCCCUGCCCGGACUCGGCCGGAGCGCAAGGGCCGUCGCAGUGUCGGGAGGAACCGCGAUACUGCAGGACGCUCAAAAGGAUGUCCCUGUGCCAACUGGAUGAGAGCCGCCAGUGCUGCGACUCGUGUCCACCAGAAGUCUGGGAGGCGCACGACGCGCAGUCCAAGCAAGCCUCGUAACCAUGCCGACGAUGAGGCAUUGGAGUGAUUGUUGCCGUCUUUUCAGUGACUCUUGACGUCAUUAGAGUGAUUGCUGACGUCAUUGGAGUGAUCGUUGACGUCAUUUUCGUUCAAAUGAGUGCAUAUGUCAGUGAGCCCAGCGAUUGUGUCUCUGCCACCGUUGGUCUCGCGGUUCUACCAGAGACAACUCUCUAAGUCUGUUCUAUACCUCAUACCAUGCCUGGACCAUGCCAGUCCACUAUACUUCUCUCUCUGUGACCUUAUACUAUAUAGCGCAUGCUAAUCUUAUAAUACUACCCGUAAUAUUUACCUUAUUUGGCCAUGUAUCGACGUCUGACGGCAUGUACUCCCAAGGUAUUGUUGGAUCUUAUCUGGAUCGUCGAAUUCAACUUUGUCAGAGUUGUGGUAACAGACGCAGUCCAGUCUUUGCGCCAUUCUCUUCAAGUUCGUGCUUGUUGAAGAGUCGGCAUCCACCCGAUGUUUUGCCGCAGACCUGGAGCGCAUGCCCUCGUCACUGAACAAUUCAAACAGUCCACUGACUGCACAUGUGCAUGUCCUCUUUCGACACGAACUUGGCCCGCAAUGCACACAAGUGAACUUCUGCCUCCGAUGAUAAUGUGGUCAUAAUAAUGCAUGUCCACCGUUGAUACCGUUCUUUUAGUUUUGAACAACAGCUCUGCCAAACUCCCUACGCGAAUAUGAUGUCGGAAAGGCCACUGAUCAAACUGCAUUCGUCACACAAAUCUCCUUUAUUAGCCAUUGUGUAUCCGAUUAGUUUAAUGUCUUUCGGAUUUUCUUUGCUUUCGUAUUCUAAACGUUCCAUAAAUGCAAGUCUCUACAUGUAUGUCAUCAAGCUCAAGUCGUGUUGCAUCUUCAUGUACUUGUAGAUAAAGAAAUUGAUGUCACUAA
Messenger RNA from Sycon ciliatum, 2396 nucleotides. Its product is annotated as protein madd-4-like. Bases 360 to 1487 code for a protein of 375 amino acids. Gene Ontology annotation, molecular function: metalloendopeptidase activity. Gene Ontology annotation, biological process: proteolysis; extracellular matrix organization. Gene Ontology annotation, cellular component: extracellular matrix. The transcript is spliced from 7 exons. The record is from RefSeq and is a predicted model, not a curated record. Lineage: Eukaryota; Metazoa; Porifera; Calcarea; Leucosolenida; Sycettidae.